AUGGCUCUCGAAGACGCAGCACAGCUCGCCGAGAAGACCGAGGCUCUCGAUCUCUCUGAUGUCGAAGAAGAGGAUCUCGGCGAGGCAGUAGCCACGCAGAACAAGAAGAAAAACAAGAAGAAGAAGAAGAAGCCUGCGAACAUCCGUUCUGGUGUCGUCCAGACCGAGCCCCCAACAGUCCCGGUUUCAAAAAUGUUCUUGAAUAAGGUCUAUCCCGAAGGCGAGCUCUCGGACUACAAGGAUGACAACCUCUGGCGCUCGACCAGCGAGGAGAAGCGUGCGCUGGAGCGAUCUCUGAACGAUACGUACAACGAGCUGCGCCAGGCUGCCGAGGUCCAUCGUCAAGUCCGCUCGUAUGCCCGCAAGACGAUCAAGCCAGGAAUGUCCAUGAUCGACAUUUGCGAAAUGAUCGAAAACGGCACCCGCAACCUCAUUGAGGCGAAUGGCUUGCAGGCCGGCAUUGCUUUCCCCACCGGAUGCUCCUUGAACCACGUUGCCGCCCACUACACUCCGAAUGCCGGCGACAAAACCGUCCUGCAGUACGGCGACGUCAUGAAGAUCGACUUUGGCACCCACAUCAAUGGCCGCAUCAUCGACUGUGCGUUCACCAUGUCGUUUGAUCCCAAGUACGACCCCCUUCUGGAGGCCGUUCGCGAUGCCACCAACACGGGUAUCAAGGAAGCUGGUAUCGACGUCCGCCUCUGCGAUAUUGGAGCAGCCAUCCAGGAAGUCAUGGAGUCGUAUGAAGUCACACUCGAUGGAAAAACAUAUCAAGUCAAGCCCAUCCGCAACCUCAACGGCCAUCUUAUUGGACAAUACCAAAUCCACGCCGGCAAAACUGUCCCCAUUGUCAAGGGUGGCGACCAAACCAAGAUGGAGGAAGGAGAGAGCUAUGCGAUUGAAACCUUCGGCAGCACUGGCCGUGGGUUUGUCCACGAAGAUCUCGAGUGCUCCCACUACAUGAAGCGAUUCGAUGCCGGGCAUGUGCCUCUGAGACUUCCCCGCGCCAAGCAGCUUCUGACCACGAUCAACAAGCACUUUGGCACCCUGGCCUUCUGUCGACGCUAUCUCGACCGAAUCGGCGAAGAAAAGUAUGGUCUUGCGCUCAAGAACCUUGUCGACUCUGGUGUUGUCGAUCCCUAUCCCCCGCUUUGCGAUGUCAAAGGAAGCUUCACGGCCCAGUACGAACACACCAUUCUUUUGCGCCCAACUCGCAAGGAGGUUCUCAGUCGUGGCGACGACUACUGAGCAGUCGUGCGCGAUCGGGGAUGGUGACUCGUUUGGGUGGCCACAUCGGCGAACUGAAGUACGCGGACAAAGAUAUGGCCUCGGGGUCGAGAGUGGCGGCGCAUACUGACCGAUCGCUAGAUCCUGGAUGGCUGCUGAAUACAGUACAGCUCGGGUCAGGGCCGCUACGACGCAAGGACGUGCGUUCGAGGUCACAUGUUGAUGACAGCCCGCGAGCGAGUCGGUCCGUUCAGAGAGCGCUUCCUUUCGUUGAUAAUGGCUGAAUUCAUGAGAUAGAUAUAUUUAUCGAAAUCAUUGGACAUCUCGCUGACGUCCCAAUGAAACAGGGUCGCGGAUGCUAGACAUCGUUAGGUGCUCUUGUUGCGCGAGCGGAGGUUCUCGGGGAUGCCGGUCAAAAGAUCAAAAGUCUGUUUGCAGGCGACUUCGGCUUCAACUUCGGCGAUGAUGG
Messenger RNA from Polychytrium aggregatum, 1696 nucleotides. RefSeq names its product peptidase M24, structural domain-containing protein. Bases 1 to 1248 code for a protein of 415 amino acids. The record is from RefSeq and is a predicted model, not a curated record. The transcript has 8 exons. Gene Ontology annotation, biological process: proteolysis. Gene Ontology annotation, molecular function: metalloaminopeptidase activity. Lineage: Eukaryota; Fungi; Chytridiomycota; Chytridiomycetes; Polychytriales.